CCAGCAGGAGCUGCAGGACCAGCAGGAGCUUCAGGAGCUGCAGGACCAGCAGGAGCUUCAGGAGCUCAACGCUUCCUCUCUGGGACCAGUGCAGAUGUUUUAGAGCUUCUCGCGGAGUCUCUGUGGACUGAACGGACCGGCUCAGUUCGGAGGUAUCCAUCGCAGGAUGAAAGCUCCAUGCUGAACAUUAGCUCAAAAUGACAUCAUCAGGCCCCGCCCUGGACUCCUUUUAUCCAAAUGUCAUUCACACUGGUCGCCACUCCACUCUUUGGCCCCACCUUCUGCUGCCUCUCUGGAUCUGGAUUGGUGAACCGGUGGUCCAGGUGAGGGCCUCCCACCAGCACUUUCACCCCCACUCCAUAAAGUUACCUGGUGACAUCACUCUGGGGGGCUUGUUCCCCAUCCACGCCCGCGGCCCCCACGGCAUUAACUGCGGCGAGCUGAAGAAGGAGAAGGGCAUCCACCGCAUGGAAGCCAUGUUGUACGCUCUGGAUCAGAUCAACAGUGACCCCGAGCUGCUGCCCAACAUCACUCUGGGGGCCCGCAUCUUGGACACUUGCUCCAGAGACACCUACGCUCUGGAACAAUCGCUCACCUUUGUUCAGGCACUGAUUCAGAAGGACACAUCUGACAUACGCUGCUCCAACGGCGAGCCGCCCAUCAUUCGCAAACCGGAGAGGGUGGUGGGCGUGAUCGGAGCAUCUGCCAGCUCAGUGUCCAUCAUGGUGGCCAACAUCCUGCGCCUGUUCGAGAUACCUCAGGUGAGCUACGCGUCUACGGCUCCAGAGCUCAGUGACAACAACCGCUACGACUUCUUCUCCCGGGUGGUUCCUCCGGACUCGUACCAGGCUCAGGCCAUGCUGGACAUUGUCAAAGCUCUGGGCUGGAACUACGUCUCCACGUUGGCGUCUGAGGGGAACUACGGAGAGAGCGGCGUUGAGGCCUUCAUGCAGAUCUCCAGGGAGGCUGGUGGAGUGUGCAUUGCUCAGUCGGUGAAGAUCCCUCGGGAGCCAACAGCUGGGGAAUUUGAUAAAAUCAUCAAACGUCUGAUGGAGACAAGUAACGCUAGAGGAGUGAUCAUCUUCGCCAACGAGGACGACAUCAAGCGGGUUCUUGAAGCGGCGAAGCUGGCCAACCUGACGGGACACUUCCUGUUUGUUGGGUCGGACAGCUGGGGAGCCAAGAGCUCACCAAUCGCAGAGCUGGAAGAUGUUGCAGAGGGCGCGGUCACAAUCCUGCCUAAGCGGGCCUCGAUUGACGGCUUUGAUCACUACUUCAUGUCUCGCUCUCUGGAGAACAACCGCAGAAACAUCUGGUUUGCUGAGUUCUGGGAGGACGACUUCAGGUGCAAGCUGACCCGUCCUGGAAUAAAACUGGACCCGGACAAGAAAAAAUGUACAGGAGGGGAGCGGAUUGGUCAGGACUCAUCCUAUGAGCAGGAGGGGAAGGUUCAGUUUGUGAUUGAUGCGGUCUACGCCGUCGCUUACGCUCUGCACAAUAUGCACCAGGACCUUUGUCCCAACAGCCACGGGGUCUGCAACAGCAUGGAUCCUGUAGAGGGGCGCCUGUUGCUGGACUACAUCAGAGCCGUCAACUUCAAUGGAAGCGCAGGAACAAGUGUUUUGUUCAAUGAAAACGGGGAUGCUCCAGGACGCUAUGACAUUUUUCAGUUUCAGAUGACCAAUCACAGCCACCCUGGUUACCACGUCAUCGGCCAGUGGACCAAUAACCUGAGACUCAACCUGGAGGAGAUGCAGUGGUCCGGAGGAGACAAAUCAGUUCCAGAAUCCAUCUGUAGCUUCCCCUGUAAACCAGGAGAGAGGAAGAAGAUGGUGAAAGGAGUUCCCUGCUGUUGGCACUGUGAGCUCUGUGAUGGAUACCAGUACCAGCUGGACGAGUUCACCUGUGAGACCUGUCCAACCGACAUGCGCCCCGUCCCCAACAGAACGGCCUGUUGUACGACCCCCAUCAUCAAGCUGGAGUGGAACUCUCCCUGGGCCUUAGUGCCCGCCUCCCUCGCCAUGCUCGGUAUCCUAGCAACCAGUGCUGUGGUGAUAACCUUCAUUCGCUUUAACGACACCCCCAUUGUCAGGGCGUCAGGAAGAGAGCUGAGCUACGUCCUCCUAACAGGUAUCUUUCUGAUCUACCUGAUUACCUUCCUGAUGAUCGCAGAGCCAGGUGUGGUGGUGUGUGCGUUCCGGCGCCUCCUGCUGGGCCUUGGCAUGGCCAUCAGUUACUCUGCCAUGUUAACCAAAACCAACCGAAUUUACAGAAUCUUUGAACAGGGCAAGAGAUCGGUGACUCCGCCCAAAUUCAUAAGCCCCUCCUCCCAACUUGUCAUCACCUUUAUCCUAAUUUCUGUCCAGGUUCUUGGCGUGUUUGUGUGGUUCGCUGUAGUUCCUCCUCACACCAUCAUCGACUAUGAGGAGCUCCGCCCACCAAACCCAGACCUAGCCCGAGGCAUCCUGAAGUGUGACAUGUCGGACCUGUCCAUCAUCUGCUGCCUCAGCUACAGCAUCGUUCUCAUGGUAACGUGCACGGUUUACGCAGUGAAGAGUCGAGGUGUUCCAGAGACGUUCAACGAAGCAAAGCCCAUCGGCUUCACCAUGUACACAACCUGCAUUGUCUGGCUUGCCUUCGUGCCCAUCUUCUUUGGUACUGCUCAGUCCACUGAGAAGAUGUUCAUCCAGACUGCCACUCUGACCGUGUCCAUGUCCCUGAGUGCUUCUGUCUCUCUGGGAAUGUUGUACAUCCCCAAAGUUUACGUCAUCGUCUUUCAUCCUGAGCAGAACGUUCAGAAGAGGAAGAGGAGCUUCAAGGCUGUUGUCCAGGCGGCAACGCAGAAGACAGACAAACCAAACGGAGACACAAAAAUUGAACCUGAUAGAACUCAGUAAUUCCCCCAACUGAAGGUACCGGCUAACGUAUCCCAGAGCAAAGUCUGAUGACAUCAUCACCAUCAUGAAGAUCACCCACGCUGAGCUUUUAUUGUGAAAACCAGGAUUUGGAUUAGACUGGAAAGGUUCACAGUGUGUUUAGGGGACAGGGUGGAGCUCAGUGAUGCUGCCAUGGCAACAGAGACAUUAUUUGACCUUCCAACUGCAGCAAGGUGGACUCAUGACAUCAGAGGCAACACAUGACCACUUCCUGUCUGAAUUCAUUUCAUCUCUAUCAAAUUGGAAUUUUUUUACUGUUUAAAACAAUUAGGAGAACUGUGGGAGCGUCUCGCUUGUAGCGGGCACUCACCUGUGGGUCUUACAUGAGGGGGGACUCACCUGAGGGUCUCACCUGUUGCUCUGGGGAUUUUUCAUCACUUUGUGGCUCAUGUGAAACACCUGGAUUCACCUGAGGAGAACAGAACUUUUGCUGUAAAAUCAUCUGAAGGUCAUGUUACUUGUUCAAGCUCAGGUGAUGUCUUGGCUGAGAUGGUACUGCAUAAACCUGAAGGUUUUCCCAUGUUUCCAUUUUCUUUUUGUCUGUUGUUCUUAAAAUGUUGAUCCUGAAGCUUUAAUGAAACCUUUCUUUGGUUUUCAGAUCUGUUCUUUUUUUCAGCAGCACCUUCAGAUAAAUGAAAAUAGAUUCAGGAACAACAGACAUCAUCUCCUACAUUCACAUUGACUCAUCUAAGGUCAAGUUUAAGAGAACCAGCUGUCAGGUUAACUCAAGAUAUGUCUGAGCAAACUUCAGCUCCGUCUCACCUGAAAACAUUGAACAUCUCCAAAACAUCAGGAGAUGCUGUCCAGAGUCAAGAGCUUGUUGGGGGCUGAAUGACCAGCGUCAUUCAACCCCCAACAUUGGACUGGUACUGUUGGGUGUGUUAUCUGUAACCUGGUUUUACUGGGUUCUAACUGGUCUUUGAACACAUUGGACUGGUUUUAU
This is a messenger RNA of Girardinichthys multiradiatus, 3879 nucleotides long. It is a transcript of the gene grm6a, whose product is annotated as glutamate receptor, metabotropic 6a. Gene Ontology annotation, biological process: G protein-coupled glutamate receptor signaling pathway; regulation of synaptic transmission, glutamatergic. The record is from RefSeq and is a predicted model, not a curated record. Gene Ontology annotation, molecular function: adenylate cyclase inhibiting G protein-coupled glutamate receptor activity. The coding region runs from base 198 to 2897 and encodes 899 amino acids. NCBI's taxonomy places the organism in Eukaryota, Metazoa, Chordata, Actinopteri, Cyprinodontiformes, Goodeidae. The transcript is spliced from 16 exons. Gene Ontology annotation, cellular component: membrane.